AUGGGCUAUGACAAGCAUCUCGAUAGUGUGGAUAUCUAUGUAGAUGAUAUACUCUUGACAGGAAAUGACAAUGUAGAAUUGCAUGCGUUGAAAGAAUUUCUCAAUCAAGAAUUCAAAAUUAAAGAUCUUGGGGACUUACAUUUUUUUCUAGGGAUGGAAGUUAUCCGAGAAAAAGAUGGACUCAUCCUUUCUCAGCGCAAAUUCACUUUAGACCUUCUCCGUGAAUUUAAAUCCCUCCAUUUGUCAUCUGUUUCUUCUCUACUCGAUCCAUAUACUCGUUUGUCUACUCACACAGGGGAACCAGUGAAGGAUCCCACCUUGUAUCGCCAUCUACUUGGCAAACUCAACUACCUCACUAACACCCGCCUAGACUUAUCCUUCACUGUCCAGCACCUCAGCCGGUACAUGCAGGACCCACGACAGCCACACCUAGAAGCAACAUUAUGUGUGCUUCGCUAUCUGCUCAAAGAUCCCGGGCUUGGACUUUUUAUGUCUUCUUCCUCCUCAUUCAAGAUCCUAGCCUUUUGUGACUCCGAUUGGGCCACCUGCCCGGACUCAAGGAAAUCAGUGAGUGGUAUAUAUAUUUCCCUUGGUACCUUUCCGAUCUCUUGGAAAUCCAAGAAGCAAACUUCCAUCUCACUCAGUUCGGCAGAGGCAGAAUACAGAAUGCGACGCGUAGUUGCUGAGCUUACAUGGUUGGUUCGUCUCUUUGAGGAUCUCUCAAUUCCUAUUGACCUUCCAGUCACUCUUCACUUCGACAGCCAAGAAGCAUUUUACAUAGCAAAAAACCCCGUUUUUCACGAACGGACGAAUCAUGUUGAAAUCGACUGUCAUUUUGUGCGCGAACAAUACCUAGCUGGGCUGAUUUCGUUAUCAUUUGUUCGAUCUUCUGCCCAGUUGGCAGAUCUCUUCACAAAACCACUCACAGGACCUCUUCAUCGUAGUAUUUUGGGCAAGUUGGGUGUGUUUUCGACCCCCUCCAACUUGAAAGGGGGUGUUGGAGUCAAAGAAGAUGAAAGAAGAUGA
Nicotiana tabacum (common tobacco) is the source of this 1026-nucleotide messenger RNA. NCBI's taxonomy places the organism in Eukaryota, Viridiplantae, Streptophyta, Magnoliopsida, Solanales, Solanaceae. The record is from RefSeq and is a predicted model, not a curated record.